AUGGCGCCACGUUCAGGGACGCGUUCUCCGGAUAGCGUCAAGCAUGAACUCGAGCACGAACGGGGUCGCCCUCGUAGUGGAUCUGACGAUAAGGAUGUUGAAGGACUAGAUCUGGACGACGCCCAUGAUCAGGAUGGUGACGAUGAUGGGCAUUCGUCCAACUCGGAAGGGCCGGCUCGCAAGCGAAAGCGGAGCCGCAAGGGGUUGGACAAGAAGUUUGAGUGUCCGGAGCAGGGCUGCGGGAAGAGCUACUCCCGCGCGGAGCAUCUGUACCGCCAUCAACUGAACCACAACCCAAAGCAAGUCUACAAGUGUGGAAUCGGCGACUGCCAGAGGACGUUUGUUCGCCUAGACCUUUGCAACCGGCACAAAGACCGCCACACGGCCAAGGGCUCGGCGUUGAGCCGUAAAGACUCGAUGCUGAGCCAGGCGUCGCCGAUUACUGACAAUAGGCCUCCAUUCCCACCAACCGGCUCCGCCUCCCCCGAAGUCAACCGACCUGGAACAGCAUACAACAAGGGCCGCUCCCUGUCCAUCCAAUACCAUUCCCCGAAAGAUGCCAUGGGAAGUCCUUACACGCCAAUGACAAACACGCCUCCUACAACAUAUGCCAACGGGCCGAACGGGGUUGAUUAUAUGCACCACGAUGCGGCACAUUAUAGUCACCUGGCUCAGCGACAAGUACACCAUUCGCCUCAAGGCGCGCGGCGGCCGUCAAUCCAGACAAAUGUCGGGCCAUAUGGGGUUUUGUCUCCCAUCUCCAACCAGCCCGGCUAUCACAGCCAAGCUCAUAGCACCCCACAAUCCGCCCAUGCUAUGCCUUACGUACCACCACAAAACUUCCCCCCUUUUAGCCUCCCACCCUCUGACUUCGCUACCUCAUCAUCGGCGGGGGCGGUGACUCGGGACGAGCAGCAGCAGCAGCAGGCAUAUGCGCCGUCAACAUCCGGGGAAUACACAGAGCAACAGCCGCCCGCAUCUGGCGAAAUGAUGCUCCUAGACCAGAUGGGAAUGCAGCAAACGAUGCCAGUAUUCGGCAGUGAUAGCAUUCUUAACAAAUCGCCAUACGUUGCGAUUCCGGAAGACUUCGUGGCCUAUCUGUUCAACACUCACGAUGGUGGGGGCGGUUCGCCCAUGGCGGGGGUUCCGAUGCAAGGAUAUAACUACGGGGAGUUUUCCAACCAGUACAAUGUGCCCUACUACAACGAUCCGAACCAGUUAGGAUACUUCCCAGCAUCUGCGGGGCCUCAGCAGGUCAUGUCCGUGACGAACCUCUUAGACCAGAACCUACCCGAAUCCGUCAUUUCCGACGAGAAGGCUGUGGAAAUCUUCGAGUUCAUCAAGGAGCGGUUCCACGAAAACGGCCAUGCCCCGAUCGAGCGCCAGCGUGAGACCAUCAUCGAGGGCGAUCGCAACGACGACUCCCAUAUGCUUAGCCGCAAGAUGAUGCAGGCUUACAUUGGGUCCUACUGGCUACACUUUAGCGACCAAGUACCAAUUCUGCACAAGCCCACGUUCUCACCCGAUAAGACGCCGAACCUAUUGCUGAUUGGCAUGAUGACCAUCGGGGCUGCAUGCUUGGACAAAGCCCACGGUCAAAAGGUCACAAAGGCGGGCGCGCAGCUUUCCAACUUCUUGGCGUGGCAUCUUCGGUGGGAGAUGUUCCAGGAUCCUAAUUGCCGGCCACCCGCCAAGUUGUGGGUCUUCCAAACGCUCUUGCUACUUGAGUUGUACGAAAAGAUGUACUCGACCCGGGAGCUGCACGAGCGGGCCCAUAUCCACCACGCGACGACGAUAACGCUGAUGCGCCGUGGGAGAGCCUUGAUUGGCAAAUCAGCUCUGGAUUCCCCUCCUAACCCGCGAGACGAUAAGACGAACGGAUCAAGACAGUCCUCCACCUCUGGGACCGCCCAUACUCCGGAGGAGUGGUGGAACCACUGGAUUACCAACGAGUCGACUCGUCGAGCAGCGUUUGCGGCAUUCGUCAUUGACUCGACCCACGCCACUAUGUUUGGCCACUCGACGGUUAUGGUCGCCCACGAGAUGCGCCUUCCUCUACCGUGUGAUGACAAGCUAUGGAAAGCCAUGAGCGGAUCCGAGGUGGCCAGGAUUGACGCCAACCUCAUGUCGGUGGGCAACAAGGCUGUCUCUUUUCUGGAGGGGUUAAAGCGGACGCUUAGCGGCCAUGAGGUGCAGACGAACUCAUUUGGCCGGACUAUCCUGAUGGCCGGUCUGCUUAGCGUGAGUUGGCAUAUGAAUCAACGAGACCUGCAGGUCAACUCCUUGGGCGGCGGUGUCUCGCAGGCACUAGGGGGCCGUGACAAAUGGCGAGGGACAUUGACUAGGGCGUUCGAUUCGUGGAAGAGCGACUUUGACAAGACGCUGCUCAGGCGAGGUGACGUUUCCGCGGAUCCGUACAACUACGACGCAUCAAGCCGCAACGAAGCGAACGUCGUGUUCGAGAGCCGCAUCGUGCUACACCACCUGGCGCAUAUGGCCAUGCAUGUUGAUAUUGUCGACUGCCAGAUCUUUGCGAGGGCCAGGCGGCUCUUGGGCCGCGCGAUCGGGCCUCAGGACCUUAACAGUGCGCAACGGCGGAUGAAAGAUAUCUGGGCACCCUCGGCCAAAGCUCGCGACGCCACCUACUACGCGCUCAAAUUCCUGCAGUCGGUUAUGCUCCCAGAUACCGUAGGAACACCCGGGUCAAAUGGUGGCUACGGCCGGACGGAGGAUCUGUACUCAGCCCGGGACGAUGUGCUCCUAAAUCGGCCGUGGGUUCUCUAUUUUGCGGCUCUGGUGGUGUGGUGCUACGGAUUCGCGCUCGAGGGUGCAAGUCCCGCGGUGCCAAUGCCGUCGACGCAGCAGGAUAAGAUCAGGCUGAUGCGCGAGUACUUGGUCAAGUACGGCAACGUAUCAUCGCCCGAGGAGCUCAAGUCGAUGAAGGGCAUCAGCCAUAACACGCCGGUGUUGAUGGUGCUCAAGGACGCCUUCAGCGACACACGCUGGGAGCUACUGCAUGAGGGAGCGACACUGAUGAAUAACUGUAUUCAUCUCAAUUCUGGUCAGAGUGUCGUGUAA
This is a messenger RNA of Dichotomopilus funicola, 3078 nucleotides long. Its product is annotated as fungal-specific transcription factor domain-containing protein. Gene Ontology annotation, molecular function: zinc ion binding; RNA polymerase II cis-regulatory region sequence-specific DNA binding; DNA-binding transcription factor activity, RNA polymerase II-specific. Lineage: Eukaryota; Fungi; Ascomycota; Sordariomycetes; Sordariales; Chaetomiaceae. Gene Ontology annotation, biological process: DNA-templated transcription; regulation of transcription by RNA polymerase II. The transcript has 3 exons. The coding region runs from base 1 to 3078 and encodes 1025 amino acids. The record is from RefSeq and is a predicted model, not a curated record. Gene Ontology annotation, cellular component: chromatin.